CCCCGGCCCCGGUGCCCCGGAGUGGGGACACCGCCCCGGGCCCGGCGCUCUUCGGGCACCGCGGGGCUGGUUCCUCACAGCGUCGCCCAGAGAGCCGGGCAGGGGAGGGAGCUCACCCUCCGCCUGCCCCCGGGGCGGUGCUCCGGUGCCUCCGCCCCUCACCGGCUGCCCAGUCCCACGGCAGCCGUUCGCACCAGAGCCGCGGCCUGGCCCUGCUCCGGCACGCCUGGUCCCCGCCCCGUGCGCCGGAUACCGGGGGGGUUCGCGCUUCCCGCCGGCUCCCGCUGCCCCGCGAUGCCGUCCAACAAAUCCGUGUCGGACGCGCCCAUCGUCCAGUUCACCAACUGCCGCAUCCUGAGGGACCACCAGCUCCAGAGGGAGGACCUGUGGGUGCGAGAGGGGAAGAUCCUCAACCCAGAGAAACUCUUCUUUGACGAGAAGGGCUCUGCUGAUGUCCAGCUGGACUGCAAAGACAGCAUCAUCGCCCCGGGCUUCAUUGAUGUCCAGAUCAAUGGAGGCUUCGGGGUGGACUUCUCUCUGGCUACGGAUGACUUCAAAUCAGGUAUUGACCUGGUCAGUCAGAAAAUUCUCUCCCAUGGAGUGACCUCUUUCUGUCCCACCCUGGUGACCUCUCCUCCAUCCGUGUACCACCAGGUUCUCCCUCAGAUCAGUGUAAGAAACGGUGGAGCCCAUGGAGCAGGAAUCCUGGGAGCCCACCUGGAAGGGCCGUUCAUCAGCAAGGAGAAGAAGGGUGCUCACCCAGAGCACUGCCUCCGCACCUUUGAGGCAGGUGCCUUCCAGGACCUGCUUGCCACCUAUGGCUCCCUGGACUGUGUCCAGAUAGUCACCCUGGCCCCUGAGAUGAGGAGGAGCAGUGAGGUGAUCCAGGAGCUCACCAAGCGGGGCAUCUGCGUCUCCCUGGGUCACUCAGUGGCCAAUCUGUCCCAGGCUGAGGAGGCUGUGCAGCACGGAGCAACCUUCAUCACUCACCUCUUCAAUGCCAUGCUGCCGUUCCACCAUCGUGACCCUGGCAUUGUGGGGCUGCUGACAAGUGACAAGAUUCCUGCUGGGCGGAGGGUCUUCUAUGGCAUGAUUUCUGAUGGCAUCCACACCAACCCCGCUGCCCUGCGCAUCGCCCACCGAGCCCACCCCAAAGGCCUGGUGCUGGUGACAGAUGCAAUUGCUGGCAUGGGGCUGGCACCGGGUCGGCACACGCUGGGUCAGCAGGUGGUGGAGAUCGAUGGGCUGAACACCUACAUUGCAGGCACAAAGACCCUCAGUGGCAGCGUGGCAACCAUGGACACGUGUGUGCGACACUUCCAAGAAGCCACAGGGUGCUCGGUAGAGACCGCGUUGGAGGCGGCGUCUCUGCAUCCCGCUCAGCUCCUGGGGAUUGAACAUAAAAAGGGGACACUGAAUUAUGACUCCGAUGCAGAUUUCCUAAUGCUGAAUGACAACCUGUAUGUGCAAGCCACGUACAUCGCCGGCGAGGAAGUCUGGCGACAGGAUGCGUCAGCUCCCUCAAAGGAGCCUCAUACCAAAGAGCUGCAUUUUCCAGCUUCCAGUUACAGCCAUGCCUGCCACGAAUUUGUUGGUGCUCAGUUGGUGGCAUGGGGAGAGAAGGCAGCUCUCGCUGGCAAGGAAUGCCAGUCCUGGAGUGACCUAUGGGACUGCACAGCUGUCCUGCCCCCAGACAGGUGCUCCUGUUGCCAUCUGACAGCAGUGUGGAACUGUCCCAGCCUUUGCACGGUUUAUACAGCACACACUAACCUGCUCUGCACCCAAGGCAGGCUCAAGCCAUUCCCAUUCCUCUGCCUGCUCUUUGCUUCGCUCCUGGGCAGCCAUGACUUGUUAGACAUCAGCUUCCACCAGCUCAGCUCACAGCUCUUCCCGUGACAAGGUUUCUGUUGUGUCAGCAGAAGCUGAGGAUCACGUCUGGAUCUCCUGACAGCCCUUCUGUCGUGUGUCCUCAGCACAAGGCUGCCACAGCUCGCUGACUCGGUGCCGCUGUGGGGCUGAAUCCUCAGGGCAGAGAUCAAACCCAGGAAUACCAAGGCAUUGCUGGUCCUUUGUGCCUUUUCCCUGCAUGGCCAUUGAGUCCACAGAGCUGGAGACAUGGACAGCAUCCUGCCACAGAAAACAAUGUUCCUUUCACUCCUUGCUCUGUCUGGAUGGGUUCUGCAGGCUCUGUGCCAGCCAUACCAAGAAGAGCCUUUGCAUCACCUGAUGGGUUUGUGCAUUCCUCAGGCCACGGAUGGGGAGCUUUUGCUUUAGGGGAUGCAUCCAGACUGGUGGUGACAGGCUCGCGAGCCCUCAGUCCAGCUCAGGCACUGAGGGAGAGGAAAAUUGCGGUGGGAUACUGGCCUGUCAAGACAGAUACGAUGGCUCAUUAUUUUGUGCUCAUUAUCUUCUCCAAUACUUGACUGUCAGCUUUUUUCCUGACACUUGGACUAUUGAAUGCAAGGACUGAUGCCAAUUUUGACCCUACUCGACCACUCCGAAUAAACCUCGAAAUAAAUCUCAAGACAACGUUG
Molecule: messenger RNA, 2534 nt
Organism: Corvus hawaiiensis (hawaiian crow)
Lineage: Eukaryota; Metazoa; Chordata; Aves; Passeriformes; Corvidae
Gene: AMDHD2
Product: amidohydrolase domain containing 2
Exons: 12
Coding region: 295-1896 (533 amino acids)
Biological process (GO): N-acetylglucosamine catabolic process
Molecular function (GO): N-acetylglucosamine-6-phosphate deacetylase activity
Source: RefSeq, a predicted model, not a curated record